UCCCCCUCCGAGGACAGACAAGGGUGUUCUCCCUCUCUCCCUGUUCUGUCAGUGUCUCUCGCCCUCCUCUCCGGCUCGCUCUCUCUUGUCAGGUUUAUCUCCACAGGAGUCAGCGAAGGUCCCGCCGGGUCGAAGGUUCUGCCCUGCCCGCUCACACUGCCGCACCCCCGGACGGCCGCGUUGGAACGAAGCUGCACGCUCUUCUGCUGCUGCUGCUGCUGCCGCAUGGACCCGCGUCCCUCCGCCGCCGCCGCUGCCGCGUAGAGGGCGACCCCGACCCGACACUCUUUCACCGGCCAGAUUAACAAAACGCACAAAAACCCCACAGAAGGAACAGACUGCAGUGUGCCGUGGUUAAGUCGGUUGGCUGGGUUGCUGCUGCUGCCACUGCUGCUGGUAGACUGGGCCACUUGAGCGAAGGAUGACCGCUGCAUGGCUCGCUAUUGAAUCCCGGUGAACGAACGGUGUCUCAUGUCCAAACGGCGGAAGGAUGGCUCAUGGCAAAGUGACCAUCACAGUGGACGAGUACAGCUCCAACCCCACACAGGCCUUCACACACUACAACAUCAACCAGAGCCGCUUCCAACCUCCUCAUGUCCACAUGGUGGACCCCAUUCCAUAUGAUACUCCCAAGCCAGCGGGACACACCAGGUUUGUGUGUGUUUCUGACACACACUCGCGUACAGACGGCAUCCAGAUGCCCUACGGCGACGUGCUGCUGCACACGGGCGACUUCACUGAGCUGGGUUUGCCCUCCGAGGUUAAGAAGUUCAACGACUGGCUAGGAGGCCUUCCAUAUGAAUUUAAAGUGGUGAUCGCUGGUAACCAUGAGCUGACCUUUGAUAAGGACUUUAUGGCUGAGCUUGUCAAACAGGAUUACUACCGAUUCCCCUCAGUCUCCAAACUCAAACCAGAGGACUUUGACAAUGUCCAGUCGCUCCUCACAAACUGUGUAUACCUGCAGGACUCCGAUGUCACCAUAAAAGGAUUCCGGAUAUAUGGAACACCAUGGACUCCAUGGUUUAACGGCUGGGGGUUCAACCUGCCUCGGGGUCAGUCUCUACUGGAUAAAUGGAACCUCGUCCCUGAAGGCAUCGACAUCCUGAUGACCCACGGACCUCCACUCGGUUUCCGAGACUGGGUUCCUAAAGAGCUUCAGCGGGUCGGCUGCGUAGAGCUGCUCAACACCGUCCAGAAGAGGGUGCGACCCAAGCUUCACGCGUUCGGAGGAAUACACGAAGGCUAUGGCAUCAUGACAGACGGCUUCACGUCGUUCAUCAAUGCAUCGACCUGCACUGUUAGCUUCCAGCCCACCAACCCCCCCAUCGUGUUCGACCUGCCUAACCCCUCCAGCUCCUGAGACCAGAGGACAGGGGCAUGGGCAGGAGAUACUACUUUUUUUCUAUAAUUAUGUCAAGUUUAAAAAAAAAAAAAAAAAAAUCUAUGUGUUUCUUUGCAAAAUGUUGGUCUUCUCUGCGCUGUUGUUGAGAAUGAGAAGAUUGAAAAAUGGUGUGGUAUGUUGGGGGUUUGUCAGGGAGAGUUGAAGGACAAUAUCGGUGUUUUCAUCUUUUAAAAGUUUGUGCCAACAAUCAGGAUUCCCUCACAGAUUUGAGUUCUUCAUCACAUAGUCGAUGCAGUAUUUGUGUGUCAGCACUGCGUCAUGUCGCAGUCUGCUUCCUGCCAAUCACCGGACAGCAUCAGGAAACAGUUGAAACCUCAUCCAGGAAGUCAUCUUCAACUCUGUUAUCUAACCGCAGUUUAUUUGGAAACUUUGUAUUAAAAAGUAAAAACAAAGAAAACAUUCAAAUUUCAGUAGUUAUGGCAUGAGUUGCAAAAAAUCUUUUGUGGGUAAUGUUAGUCUGUAUGACAGGGAUUUUGUGGUAAAAACAAUCUUACCCUUGAUAAAUAUUGGUCAGAUCUGUAAGAUAAAUGAUGCUUUGUGAAUUUGUACAAUUUCCUCAUGUUUGGUUUGCAUUCGCUGGACAAUGGAUGAUGCCAUUGUGUUAUGUUGUAUCAUCUGAUUUAUUUUUAUUAUUAUUGUUAUUUUUCCCCAGUUUCUCUUUUCUUAAUGGCUGACAGGGACGCUGCCUUAAACUAGCUUUCAUUUUCUCAGCUAGAGCCCCACUCUCUGCAAGCUCAGAGAAAAGUCUUUAUUUAUUACCCAUCAUCCCGACAAAACAACACCUGACUAACGCAGGAACAGAUAGCUAUUGAAUUACAGCCUGAAAAAUUUACUUUGUAACAUCCUUAAGGAUUUCUGAUCUAAUUUGGAAAAUGUAUGUAUAAAAUAUAUAUAUAUUAUAUAUUCAUGUUGUAAAACAUCUGUACUAAAAGUUGUGUUUGAUUUAAAAAAAAAAGAAAA
Solea solea (common sole) is the source of this 2362-nucleotide messenger RNA. RefSeq names its product metallophosphoesterase domain containing 2a (gene mpped2a). Gene Ontology annotation, molecular function: hydrolase activity. Bases 491 to 1360 code for a protein of 289 amino acids. NCBI's taxonomy places the organism in Eukaryota, Metazoa, Chordata, Actinopteri, Pleuronectiformes, Soleidae. The record is from RefSeq and is a predicted model, not a curated record. The transcript is spliced from 7 exons.